CUCUGCAGUGCAAGAGAGCAUCUGGACCCACACGACACCUCACCCUAAUCCCCCACACUGAGUUGCCAGGGCAACCAUGGACGGACUACGCCUGCCACCGGUCAUCGAGGAGGUCAUGGACCCUGCAGAUGACAUAUGUGACCUGAAGGUGGAGAGGCCUGGCAUUGUGGACAAGCUGACGGCCAAAGAGAGGGAGUCCCUGGAGGAGAACGAUGAGAAGGAGGAGAAAGAGAAGGAGGUGGAGGUGGGGAACGGCGAGAAGGGCCAGCAGGAGGAGCAAGGAGAGGAGAAGGAGGUGAAAGGGGAGGAGGACGAGGAGGAGGAAGAGGAGGAGGAGGAAGGAGGAAUGUUAGAGGAGGAUGACUUGGAGGAGUUGAGGUCCCAGGUGCUGCAGCUGGUGUUGGAGCUGGAGGAGGCCAGGGAUGUGUCUCAACGACAUGAAGAGAGCUUCAUGGAGCUACAGGGUCUGUUGGAAGAUGAGCGUCUGGCCAGUGCUCACCAGGCAGAGAGCUUUACCAGACAGAUCCAGAGACUGCAAGCUCAGCUGCGUUCGGUCCAGGAGGAGAUGGACUCUCUGGAGGAGGAGAAGGAGAGUGAGCUGGGGGAGGUGCAGGAGGAGCUGAGGUCUGCCCAGGAGGAGGUGCUGGUGCUGCAGCAGGCGGGGGAGGAGGCAGCAGCGGAGAGGGAGAACGACAUCGCCUCCCUGCAGGAGGAGCUGUGUCGUCUGAGGGCUGAGCUGCAGCGUCUCCGCACCACGGCCCAAGAGUACGAGCUGGAGAUCACCACCCUGCGUGCUGAAAUCAGUAUGAAGAGCAUGAGGAGGGAGGGAGAGACUGACGGUGAGUUAAGCCAGCUGACGGCGGAGUGUCAUACGAUUUCAGACGAGUGUCAGACCCUGAAGGACGAAAACAAACAGCUAAGCCUCAAACUGCAGCAGCUACAGCGAGCCGGCUCCAAUGAUGUCUACCUGGCCUUGAGAGGGGAGGGGGAUGAGGACCAGAAGGAUGAGGGUGUUGGGCAGGAUGAGGAAUCAGUGAAGGCUGGAGGCUACAUGACCCUGUCUCAGACCCAGGGUGGGCAGACCCAGACUGGGCAAGGUGGGUGCUUGGUGGAUGCCUCCAUCCAGAAGAACAUCUCGUUCGAUGGCAAGCCUAUCACCAACUGGAACGGGGGACCCUCUGAAGCCUUCUCCCUACGAGACCAGCUCAAACUGGCUGAAGAGAGGGCCUCGCAAGUACAGAGACAAUGUGAGGGGUUGAAGGGGGAGCUUGCGAACCUGCAGGGGCUGUUUGACUGCAGCCAGAAGGAGAGGAUUGAGCUGGAGCAGGAACUGCAUCACUAUAGGGCGGAGCUAGAGAGGCUUGGCGGCAAGAAGUCACAGAACUGCACUCCUCCGUCUGAGCCCCCUGUUCUCUCCAUCCCCUUCAUAGGAAUGAUUGUAAUAAUGGCCCUGAUAUGGUGCUGGUGGGAGGAGCUGGCAUCCUAGAGGGGACCAGGAGAGCGAGGGAGGCUGGAACCUGGUGGCGGUGGUUGCCGUGGCAGCGCUUGUAGUCCUGAUAGUCCCCAGCCUUUCUAGAGCAUUUACCUGAGGACUACACAGAAAGGAAGUCACUGUACAGGAAAUGACUGUGCCGGUUGCCCAUGGCAACACUGGCAAUGCCAUGCCCCUAUCUCAUGAUGCCCCUGUCAAAUCUCCUCCUCGCUUCAUCUUCCAAGGAGGACUACAUCGAAAACAUUUUCACCAGGAAAUACAACACAAGAAGGAAGUAGUCCCAUACAUUACUCAAGGAGAAAUACAUAUACCUGUUUAAGCCACUCUAAUGAUAAGGACUGCAAUAUCUUAUUUCUCUCUUUAAAGUCCUUCAGUUUGACUCAAUCGGUUUCCCUCUCUACUACUCUUCUCUCUGCACUUCUUUAGAUAAACUUACGAGUUUAGGGGAACAGCAUUAUAUAACAGUGAUUGCCUCGGAGUUUGUGGCAGUACUGUGUCUGCAUGGGCGUCAAUGGAAAGACACAAUUUAGCACAGAACAUGUCUGAGCAUUUAUUGAUUGAUUGGUUGAUGGUUUAUUGUUUGAUUGGUUGAUGGUUGAUUGGUUUAUUGUUUGAUUGGUUGAUGCUUGAUUGGUUUAUUGUUUGAUUGGUUGAUGCUUGAUUGGUUUAUUUACAACCUGUAAAGGUUGAAUUGUGAAAAGCUCAUGCCUUAUUGUUUCCUUUGCACAUAUUGAGUCACUGAUAAGAUGUUUCUCUUUCUAAUGGGCAUGUGGUCUUUUCCCAGAUCCUACCCCUCCUUUUGAAUCACUUUCAACAUUGCCAAUGCGAAUGUCUCUGCUACACUUUGCGUGUCUUUACGGCUCACAAUUGACUAUCUUAACACUUUUCCUUCUGUUUCUGUUGUGGCAUGCUCUUUUUACGUUUAAAUGAAGUUGUGUGGAGGAGGGUUUGAUUAUGUGAGUUUGAUGUAUUGGAUGUUUGUCUCCUUUGUAAAUGUUUUUUUCUCUCUCUCGUCUGCGUCUGUCACUCUCUGCACUUUCUCCUUAUUGGUUAUUGGUUAUAUCUGCAUGUGUAUGGAACCACAACCACUAUACACAUCUAUACAGAUGAACAAUACAAUCAUAAAUGCAACUUGGGGUAUUCAAUUUGACAGUCCAAAUGAUUUCCAGCUAGAUAUCUAUUUUUGUAGCCGUAGGAACAAAUUGUCCCCAAGACUGAGGAGUUAUUUAAUGACUGAUUCCACUGUGUUUGGUUCUGCUUAGAAACAGAACUUAACAAGGCUCGUUAUUUGAAACAGAGAGUUAUUUUUGCAAAUAGACAUUUGUGUUUAAAUGUUUUGCGUUCUUUUUUUAAUAUUAAUCGUCACACGCAUUCUGAAAAAUGACAAACAAUCACUAUAGGCCACCAAAAUGAAAAGUGGAGCCAGUGAUGAAAUGUGGACCAUUGUUUUCCAAGAUGCGUAUUUUGGGUGUCGUUCUCUUACCCAGUCUUUCGUCUUGUACCGCUUGCGUUCUAAUCGCUGAUAUCUAUGUUCUCUAACGAUGAUGCCCUUUUCUUUGUUGGCACGAAGCACACAGUUUAUUCACAGGUUCUGCAACUGCAACUUGCCUGCAAUGCAUGGGAACUUUUCAGUGUCAUUGCUGUAAACUUGACACAACACAUUCCAAUGAUAGAUUGACUUAACAACAACAGCGAGGUGACACUGUUGUCAUGGAGAAGACGUCUAACCUUUACUCUGCCGUUUCGGCACCUACGGAGUGCACCGAGAAUACUUUCUGACUCUUACUCUACCUUUGGCAUGAUUUAGCUACCAUGUAAAUACAUAGCAAGGCAAAUCAUUUAAACUCUUUUGCGUGACCUGUGGAGCAAAAAGUCAGAAAUGCGCUUUGCAUUGGAGGUGGGACGGUGGCGUUAUUUUAGAGUGAAAUGGCCUUUGUCCGAGAACACACAACGACUAUGACUGAGAGCGCAAUCUAACCAUAAAUGUUUUCUUUUCUAGAGGAUCGUUUGUGAGAAACGUGCACAGGAUGCAGUAAGCGUUAUAGCUGGUGCCUGGAUUCGUAGUGUGCUGUCAUGACUGACAGUUAGUUGGCUUGUUUCAUAGAUGUAUGCAGGCGAGCUAAUUCGCUUAAUUCCGUGGGUGUGUAGGUGACAAGACAUUGAAAGCGUGCUUAGCCAAUAUUCUUCUGUAUUCCAAUAUCCCAUUGUAGAGUUAUAGCAUUAUAAAUAUGUAUAGGUAAUUACUACUUCUAGUUUGUGCUAUGAAUCAAUAAAUUACUACAAUAAGUAUAUAAUAUUAGUUUCACUACAUGUUUCACAGUCAUAACUGUGUGAUGGGCAAUUGAACACUGAGGUGUACUGAAAAACAUGAAUGCUUAUAGGCUAUGCAUAGAAUAUUUUUUCCACAGUGCAGAGACAAUAUAAGACCUCAUUGGUAGGUUAAUGCAUGCUACAGUGUAUGUAAAAACGAUAUCUGUAGUUUUGUAACAAAAUGUGGUAUUUGUAUUGUGUUGUAAAUAGGAAAUAGUUUUUCACAGUUUAAUAACAUGGUUUGUUGAUUGAGAGCAGUUCUAGAUUGAGUAGAGGGUUCUUUUUGAAUUGACUGAACACAGCCAGUGUAUGAAUAGUGAAUAUGUGUGAGACAGUAACAUGUAUAGCCAUUGCAUGUUAGACUUAGUAAACAACUUGCAUGCCUAUUGAUGGAUAGAUCUAGUUCCUGUAGUGACAGUCAUUUCAGCCAAUCCAUUGUGACUGUCUUCAUGCAUGACUAAUCAGAAUCAUUUGUGAUUUUCUUCUUACUAUUUCAGUCUCUCUUAGUUGAUUUACUACUUUACUGGGUUGUCACUAUUAAUAUUUUCACUUUGGUUUCAUACAGUCCCUUCUAUUCUAUCACACUCUACUCUAUUCUACUUUUCUUCUUAAAUUGUCUGGUCUCUACAAUGUGUAUAGAUUGUUCGGGUAUUUAUCUUCACUUUUCUGCUGUGCUUCAAAUACUGUAAAAUCCACUGACAGUGUCCUUUUCUUUCUACCCUGCUUCUAUUCCAGCAUGGAAGCUUAAACAGUAAAGGAGAGACACAUUACGGAAACUAUUCUACAUUUCAAAACAACCUGUGCUCUUAACUAGAAACUGGCUGCUGCUCACUGCAUGUGAUGAUGUGAAGUUUGACCUUUGACCUUAUGUAAAGCUGCAGCUCGUUCUGUAUGUCUCUCUGUCUGGGUCUGUGUGACAUGGCUAAUGUCAAUGUCUCUUUUAUGCAGCGCUGAAUCCGAUGUUGCCAUAGUCUCUACUAGAGCACCUUGUCAGUCAAUGUCUCAAUGGGCUUUUAAUGAGAAUAUUGUGAGUAUUUUGGUAAAUAGUCUGUACAUUUUGUAAAUGAACUGAGAAAUAAAAGUAGUUUAUCCUCAUU
Messenger RNA from Oncorhynchus mykiss (rainbow trout), 4899 nucleotides. RefSeq lists its product as uncharacterized. Gene Ontology annotation, biological process: single fertilization; acrosome assembly. Gene Ontology annotation, cellular component: acrosomal membrane. The record is from RefSeq and is a predicted model, not a curated record. Lineage: Eukaryota; Metazoa; Chordata; Actinopteri; Salmoniformes; Salmonidae.